AUGUCCGGACUCGCAGAAGCUGAUCAGAAGGAGUUGCAAACCUUUCUCGACGCCGAACAGGCCAAGGCUCGUGUUCAGUCUUCGAUUCACACUUUCACCGACCGAUGCUGGGAUCAGUGCAUCAAGUCAAGCAUCGGAUCUAGCUUUGGUCGUGGCGAAGAAGCUUGUUUGAGUAACUGCGUCGAACGAUUCCUCGACACUUCUUUGUUCAUCGUCAACAAGUUGCAAGAACAGCGAGGACAGAUGUCGUAA
Messenger RNA from Ustilago hordei, 252 nucleotides. RefSeq names its product putative TIM8 - Translocase of the mitochondrial inner Membrane. Bases 1 to 252 code for a protein of 83 amino acids. Lineage: Eukaryota; Fungi; Basidiomycota; Ustilaginomycetes; Ustilaginales; Ustilaginaceae. The record is from RefSeq and is a predicted model, not a curated record. The transcript has 4 exons.